UUCCGCCCAGGUGAGGGGAGGGGAGGUGCUCCUGCCUCCUGGAGCCCCACCUUUCCCGGUCCCUGGGCCAGCACCCGCCUCGCGCACUCACUCUUCGGGACCGAGCAGAUUUCUCUGGUUGUUUGAAGAGAACAGUUCAAGAUGCCUGAAAAUCCUGCAGCAACUAAGCUGCAGAUCCUGCAGGUCCUUGACCGUCUGCAAAUGAAAUUGCACGAAAGGGGUGACACCUCCCAGAAUGAGAGACUUGCCUUGUUUUAUGAGACACUGAAGAGCCCCCUCUUCAACCAGAUACUCACGAUUCAGCAAUCCAUCAGACAGCUGAAAGGACAGCUUAGCCACAUUCCUUCAGAUUGCCUGGCCAACUUUGAUUUUUCAAGGAAAGGAUUGCUUGUGUUUACUGACAGCUCAAUUGCUAAUGGGAAUGCCCACACAGCCUUUAAUAACUCAGCUGCAGUGUUUCCUUGGACCCCAAGAUCAGGAAAUGAGGAAUUUAACUCUGUCAUCCAACAGAUGGCACAGGGCAGACAGAUCGAAUAUAUAGAUAUAGCAAAGCCGUCCACCGGAGGCCUGGGAUUCAGCGUGGUCACCGUGAGAAAGCAAAACGCUGGAGGUGUUGAUCUCUUUGUGAAGGAAGUCCAGCCGGGAAGCAUAGCAGACAGGGAUCAACGAUUAAAGGAAAAUGACCAGAUCCUGGCCAUCAAUCACACCCUCCUGGACAGGAACAUGACCCAUCAACAGGCUAUUGCUUUGCUCCAGCAAUGCACGGGAUCUCUGUGGUUGGUGGUCGCCAGGGGAUCAAGACAAUGGCCCGGCCAAAGUUCCACUAACCUGAGUAAUGCUAACCCUCCAGAGAAGAUUUGCUGGGGUCACGUUGAAGAUGUCGAACUUAUUAACGAUGGCUCCGGCUUAGGUUUCGGCAUUGUCGGCGGAAAAUCAAGUGGUGUCGUUGUGAAGACGAUUGUUCCUGGAGGACUGGCCCAUCGGAAUGGGAAGCUUCAAACAGGGGACCAUAUUUUGAAGAUUGGUGACACAAACGUGCAAGGGAUGAGCAGUGAGCAAGUUGCUCAAGUCCUGAGGAAUUGUGGAAAUUUGGUGAGGAUGGUGGUGGCGAGAGACCCCACUGGGGAAAUUUCUGUGACUCCCCCAACCCCACCAACCUUGCCUGUUGUUACGCUACCAUCUGUGCCUCCUUGCAGUCAGAGCUCUGUUGAUGCCUCUCUUUUUGAUACCUAUGAUGUUGAACUCACUAAAAGGGACGGCCAGAGUCUCGGCAUUACAAUCAUUGGGUAUGCUGGGUCUUCGCAUGCAGGGGAUGUCUCAGGAAUUUAUGUGAAAAAUAUAAUACCAGGCAGUGCUGCAGAUCAUAAUGGCCAAAUUCAUGCCCAUGACAGGAUAGUUGCUGUGGAUGGAAUAGAUAUCCAGGGUUUUGCCAAUCAGGAUGUCAUUGAGGUGUUGCGCAAGGCAGGAGACACAGUGCACCUGACUCUAGUCCGACCCAAGGUGUCUUCCUCACCUCGCCCUCUUGACAGAUCUUUAGACGAAGCACCACCCAAAACACCAACCUUAUUUUUAACUGGAGCUGUGGAGACUGAAACAAAUUUAGAUGAUGAAGAUGAAAUGAAGCAAGAGAAAGCGGAUCAUUGGAAAGAUGAGGAUAAGCCAAAGCCGAUGCCACAGACUUUCGAUACAGUUCCUGGCUCCCUGGAAAAUAAGCUGAAAUCCAAGUGGGAAAACCUGUUGGGCCCCGAUUAUGAAGUAAUGGUUGUCAUUUUGGAUACACAGAUUGUCGAUGAUGCUGAGUUACAGAAGUUUUCAAAGCUGCUGCCGAUCCACACUCUGAGGCUGGGAGUGGAGCUGGACUCCUUUAAUGGGCACCACUACAUUUCUUCCAUCAUGCCUGAUGGGCCAGUGGCCCCACUCAACCUGCUGAAGCUGGAGGAUGAGCUGCUGGAGGUCAAUGGUGUUCAGCUCUCUGGAAAAUCCCGCAGAGAGGCAGUGUCUUUUCUCAAAGAAGUGCCACCCCCCUUCACUCUGGUCUGCUGCCGGCGGCUCUUUGAUGAUGAGGCCUUUGGGGAUGAGGCGAGUGUCACCGAUGUCGUCAUCAAUGAACCGAAGGUUAACCCCAGUGAAGAGGUUCACACUAAUGAUGAUGAAGAUGAUGGGGAAUUGGCCCUCUGGUCGACUGAGGUGAAGGAAAUUGAGUUAAUUAAAGGUGUCGAUGGCUUGGGAUUCAGCAUUUUGGACUAUCAGGACCCUUUAGACCCGGCUCGGACUGUGAUUGUGAUCCGCUCUCUGGUAGCCAAUAGUGAAGCAGAACGGGGUAGGCAGUUAUUGCCAGGGGACCGCCUGGUCUUUGUCAACAAUCGUUCCCUGGAGAACGUCACGCUCACCGAAGCUGUGGAAGUGCUGAAGUCUUUGCCCCCGGGAAGAGUGACCCUGGGCGUCUGCAAGCCUUUGGUGGUUGAAGGUAAUGAGGAGAAUACAUCAAAUGUCUUGCAACCAACUGCUUUUGAAGAAACGCCUACGCACUCAGGAUCCAUGGAGACAAUGGACUCGCCUCUGAUUCUGGAAGCCCCCUCGGAGUUCCGAGAUGAUUCCUUCCUUCAUGAAGAGGACUUGGAUGAGCCUUUCCUUGAUUUGGGAAGGACAUUCCAGGGACAGUCAAAAGAAAUCGACAGCCCUCAAGAGGCGUGGGAGAUGCAUGCUUUCCUGAAACCCAGAGCACCUGAAAUGGGAGAAGAGAGAGAGAUGCUUGUGGAUGAUGUGCAUGACUUCCAGGAUAUCUUCCAGAACAUAGAUUUAUAUUCUUCAUCAGUGGGCAAGAAGGAUCUUCCCCUCCCUCCAAGCCAGGAUUAUCACUUUGGCACCCAGUGGCUAAGUCAUCCAGGGACCUAUGAAGCUCACGAUCUGAGAUCCAUGAUGCACACGAGUUCCCAGGAGAUACCACAGAACAGAUACAACAGUGAAGUUAUGAUAAAUGAGAAUUUUGGCAAAGUUUCUUUGUCCUCCGUCUCCUCUGCUGAAGGCAACUUGUGCCAAGGCAUUUUUGAUGACCUUGAACACUCAGAAUCCAUCUCAGAUAGUGGCCUGGAUUUAGGUCUGAGGAUCACAAGCGAUUCAGAAGGCCCUGAAAUGCUGGUUGAUCUCCCUGCAGUGGCCCAGGAGAGUGAGCCGGCAGACGUAUCUGUCUAUCAGCUGCCCCAGAAGCGAGGACUGUCCAAGGCUGGGUCACUGCCAUCUAAAUAUGCCGCAGAGACAUGUGAUUUGCCAGAAAGAGAAGAAGGAGAAGGAGAAGAGACCCCAAACUUCAGUCACUGGGGUCCACCUCGAAUUGUGGAGGUCGUGCGAGAAGCCCACGAGUCUCUCGGAAUCAGUAUCGUGGGUGGGCAGAUGGUGAUCAAACGCCUGAAAAAUGGAGAAGAACUGAAAGGCAUCUUUAUCAAGCAGGUCCUAGAUGAAAGCCCAGCCGGAAGGACCAAGGCUCUUAAAACUGGAGACAAAAUCUUGGAGGUGUCCGGUGUUGAUUUGCAAAAUGCAACGCACCAAGAAGCUGUGGAAGCCAUCAAGAGUGCUGGAAAUCCAGUUGUUUUUGUUGUACAGAGCCUGUCGUCCACUCCCAGGGUAAUCCCUCCUGUGACUUCCAAGACCAGUCAUCCUUCCAAAACCCAGGACCAAGAAAAAGAAGAUAGAAACGAAAAGAGAAGGGGCGGGGCACCCCCUCCGAUGAAGCUGCCACCCCCUUACAGGGCCCCCGCAGAGGACAGCGACCCUGAUGAUGAGGACGAGGCCGACUUUACUGAUGAAAAAAUCAGGCAAAGGUAUGCAGAUCUGCCUGGAGAGCUGCAUAUUAUUGAGCUGGAGAAGGAAAAGAAUGGGCUUGGCCUCAGCCUUGCCGGGAACAAAGACCGGUCUCGGAUGAGCAUCUUCGUCGUGGGGAUUCACCCUGAUGGACCUGCUGGCCGCGAUGGGCGCAUGCACAUUGGUGACGAGCUUUUAGAGAUAAACAAUCAGAUAUUAUAUGGAAGAAGCCACCAAAAUGCAUCUGCCAUUAUUAAGACAGCCCCAACCAAGGUCAAGUUGGUUUUCAUAAGAAACGAGGAUGCCGUCCACCAGCUGGCCGUCACACCUUUUCCAUUACCAGUCAGCUCCCAGUCUUCUGUGGAGGAUCAGAGUGGUCCCGAAGCCACAAGUAAUGAAGAAGGAGCCAAUACUGAAGCCGAUCUAAAGCAAUUACCAGAGAGUGACCGUACCCAACUGGACGAGGCACCCCAGAUCGUCGGCCACAUCCUGGCAGCAGAUGAAGCCAAGGGUGGAGAGCCCCUUCCUGACAACACUGUCAGCCAGGUGAAACAACCCAAAUAUUCUACCAAAAAAGCCAUUGGUUCUGAGGAGACCUCUCUGGCCCCCUCCUCCUCGUACCGUUCCACGGACACAGAGCUCACAGGCUAUGGUGGUUUACAGGUGCCGUUGUCUGUGGACCCAGCUACAUGCCCUAUAGUCCCUGGCCAAGAAAUGAUCAUAGAAAUCUCCAAGGGACAUUCUGGCCUUGGUCUCAGCAUUGUGGGAGGAAAAGAUACUCCUCUGGAUGCUAUAGUUAUUCAUGAAGUAUAUGAAGAAGGAGCAGCAGCCAGAGAUGGAAGACUUUGGGCUGGUGACCAGAUUUUAGAGGUUAAUGGUAUUGAUCUGAGGAAUGCCAGCCAUGAGGAAGCUAUAACAGCCUUAAGGAAAACACCCCAGAAAGUGCGACUGGUUGUUUACAGGGAUGAAGCACAUUAUAAAGAUGAAGAAAACUUGGAGAUUUUCCCUGUCGACCUUCAGAAGAAAACGGGCCGAGGACUGGGCCUAAGCAUCGUUGGAAAACGAAAUGGAAGUGGAGUCUUUAUCUCUGACAUUGUGAAAGGAGGGGCUGCUGACCUGGAUGGCAGAUUGAUUCAGGGAGACCAGAUCUUGUCUGUGAAUGGAGAAGACAUGAGAAACGCUUCCCAGGAGACGGUGGCCACCAUCCUCAAGUGUGCUCAAGGCCUUGUGCAGCUGGAGAUCGGAAGAUUAAGAGCUGGUUCGUGGCUCUCUUCAAGGAAGACCUCUCAGAACAGCCAGAUGAGUCAACACAGUGUCCGCAGCAGCUUUCCUCCUUCCUUGGCUCCCGUUAUCACCAGCUUGCAAAACCUGGUUAGUACCAAGAGGCCCUCGGACUCUGCCCAGAGAAACUCAGGAACUGACAUGGGCCCAAGGACUGUAGAGAUCAUACGGGAGCUGAAUGACGCCCUGGGAAUCAGCAUAGCAGGGGGAAAGGGCAGCCCUCUUGGAGAUAUUCCCAUCUUUAUUGCCAUGAUUCAAGCUAGUGGAGUUGCAGCACGUACGCACAAACUCAAGGUUGGAGACCGGAUUGUCAGCAUUAAUGGGCAACCUCUGGAUGGACUGUCUCAUGCUGACGUUGUUAAUCUACUCAAGAAUGCUUACGGGCGCAUUAUUCUGCAGGUAGUAGCUGAUACUAAUAUCAGUGCUAUUGCAACUCAGCUGGAAAACAUGUCUGCCAGCUACCACCUUGGCUCCCCCUCCAGCGACCACCAUCCUGAAGACCCAGAAACUCCUCAGCCGAAGAUGAUCACUUUGGAGAAGGGCUCUGAUGGGCUGGGCUUCAGUAUCGUGGGGGGCUACGGAAGUCCCCAUGGUGAUCUGCCCAUCUACGUCAAGACCAUCUUUGCGAAGGGAGCAGCAGCAGAAGAUGGGAGACUGAAGCGUGGGGACCAGAUAUUGGCUGUUAAUGGCGAAGCCCUGGAAGGCGUCACUCAUGAGCAAGCUGUGGCCAUUCUAAAGCGACAAAGGGGAACUGUCACACUCACAGUGCUGUCCUGAGCUGCAGCUCAUUGUUUCAAAGUCAAUGAGGCAACUGCUGCUGUGGCCAAAGCUCUGUAUUAAGGCACGGUCCUGGCUGGGAUGAAAACCAAGCACCAAUUAACAGUAGUCCUCAGUCGAUCAUCAUCUCCUCUAUGCUCAGAAGAGACUUGUGGUUUCACCUACCUGUAGAAAUAAAUCAUCUCUGAACAUCAUUAUUUUCAUCACCAUCAUCAUCAUCUCCUCCUCUUCUCUUCUCUUCUCUUCUCUUCUCUUCUCUUCUCUUCUCUUCUCU
Phascolarctos cinereus (koala) is the source of this 6130-nucleotide messenger RNA. It is a transcript of the gene PATJ, whose product is annotated as PATJ crumbs cell polarity complex component. Gene Ontology annotation, biological process: tight junction assembly. Gene Ontology annotation, molecular function: protein binding. Gene Ontology annotation, cellular component: bicellular tight junction; cytoplasm; apical part of cell. NCBI's taxonomy places the organism in Eukaryota, Metazoa, Chordata, Mammalia, Diprotodontia, Phascolarctidae. The record is from RefSeq and is a predicted model, not a curated record.